Messenger RNA from Staurois parvus, 328 nucleotides. Lineage: Eukaryota; Metazoa; Chordata; Amphibia; Anura; Ranidae. The record is from the annotation of a GenBank genome assembly.
CACUGACGGGCACUGAUUUGCGGCACUGAUGCACACUGAUAGGCGGCACUGACUGGCACUGACAGGUGGCACUGAUAGGUGGCACUGAUUGGCAGCACUGAUAGGUGGCACUGACUGGCAUUGAUAGGUGGCACUGACUGGCACUGAUGGGUGACAGAUGGCACUGAUGGACACUGACAGGUGGCGCUGCUGGAGCUACACAGAUCAUCAGGGCACACUGAUCAUCACUGUCAGCGUGACAGCUCGUGGGGAGAGAAAUGCCGAUAACCGGCAUUUCCCUGUUUACAUGUGAUAAGCUGUGAUUGGACACAGCUGGUCACAUGACUGA